This is a messenger RNA of Notechis scutatus (mainland tiger snake), 5008 nucleotides long. It is a transcript of the gene APCDD1, whose product is annotated as APC down-regulated 1. Gene Ontology annotation, cellular component: plasma membrane. Lineage: Eukaryota; Metazoa; Chordata; Lepidosauria; Squamata; Elapidae. Gene Ontology annotation, biological process: negative regulation of Wnt signaling pathway. The record is from RefSeq and is a predicted model, not a curated record. Gene Ontology annotation, molecular function: Wnt-protein binding.
UAUGAAGGGGAGUAGUUGUUGGUGCCACCGUCGCCGCCGCCGUUGCCGCUGCCGCGCUUCAGAAAAAGCCGCAGGAGGAGACGCGGAGGGGAAAAAAAGACGUCGGUCGGCGCCCGAGACUUGCUCUGAGCAGGCAGCGGCUUCGGAAGGCCAAGAACCGGGAAAGCCUUGGGAGCUGGGCGAGCGCCCGAAGCCCCUCGCCUCGGCCGGCACGAGGCGGACCGCCUUCCCCUGAAAAGUUUUGGUCGGCGGUGGGUGGGAUAGCUGGAGGACUGAAGCCCAGGGCGGCAACUGCCUGAAGACCCUGGAGCCUCGCGCUGCUUUCUGCAGUUGGGGUUCGCCCCGAGGUGGGAAGAGAAGGUGCGAAGGUUUGGGGGCGGUUGGAUCCCGCCAGGUGGGUUGCGCGGAUCCGGACUUCAUCCUUUGAGCAAGAACCUUCGCUCGCUCUUGCGCUGGGUUUUGUCUUCUUCUUUUUUUAAUGAUUAUUAUUACUAGCGCGUGUUUCCAGCUUCGUGUGCGUGAGAGGACUUGGGGGAUUUGGAAGAACUUCAGGGGUGCGGAAGAAAGAGAUUAUUAAAGCAAAAAAGAAGAGAGGAUUUUUUAAGGGCGCAAAAAAAAAAGUUUGCAAUAGAGAAGUUAUUGAAAAGCUGGAAAUGUCCUAUCGCUGCUGCGUCUUGGUUGGGUACCUGUUCCUAGUCCUGCUCUUGCAUGGGCUGGGAGAAGGUUCUGCGCUUCACAACAGCAGGACUCAUCCUCAAACGUUAGAAAAGAGUGCAUGGCGAACUUUCAAGGAAUCACAGUGUCAUCACAUGCUGAAACAUCUGCACAAUGGAGCUCGUAUUACUGUACAGAUGCCACCCAUGAUUGAGGGACAUUGGGUCUCAACUGGUUGUGAAGUUAGAGCAGGUCCAGAAUUCAUCACAAGAUCCUACAGAUUCUACCAUAACAAUACAUUCAAAGCUUAUCAGUUUUACUAUGGAAGCAAUCGGUGUACAACCCCAAUCUAUACCUUGGUUAUCCGUGGUAAAGUCCGCCUUCGUCAAGCAUCGUGGAUUAUCCGAGGAGGGACUGAAGCGGAUUAUCAGUUGCAUAACAUUCAGAUCAUCUGCCACAAUGAGGCAGUAGCCGAUAAACUAAGUCAGUUGGUGAACCAUACAUGUCCUGGAUUUGUAGCAGGAGAUAAACCUUGGGAGCAGAAUGUGAGCUAUGAUUUAUGGAGAGAGGAGAAUGGCUACGAGUGUACAAAGGCACUGAAUUUUGCUAUGCAUGAACUUCAACUGAUUCGAGUAGAGAAACAAUACCUGCACCAUAAUUUAGAUCACUUAGUAGAAGAACUGUUUCUUGGAGACAUCCACACAGAUCCUGCUCAAAGGAUAUAUUAUCGCCCAUCCAGUUAUCAACCUCCACUCCAAAAUGCCAAGAACCAUGACCAUUCAUGUAUAGCAUGUAGGAUCAUCUAUCGAUCAGAUGAACACCAUCCUCCAAUUUUGCCUCCAAAGGCGGAUUUGACUAUUGGAUUACAUGGGGAAUGGGUGAGCCAGCGCUGUGAAGUACGACCUGAAGUGCUCUUUCUUACUAGACAUUUCGUUUUCCAUGACAACAAUAAUACCUGGGAAGGUCAUUACUAUCAUUACUCUGAUCCAAUCUGCAAACAUCCCACCUUCACUAUUUAUGCAAAAGGCCGUUACAGCAGGGGUAUACAUUCAACCAAAGUGAUGGGAGGAACAGAAUUUGUCUUUAAAGUAAAUCAUAUGAAAGUUACUCCCAUGGAUAUAGCUACAGCCUCUCUACUGAAUGUUUUCAAUGGAAAUGAAUGUGGAGCAGAAGGAUCCUGGCAAGUUGGGGUGCAGCAAGAUGUGACUCACACAAAUGGAUGUAUUGCUUUGGGAAUCCGUCUGCCUCACACAGAAUACGAGAUCUUCAAAAUGGAGCAGGAUGCCAGGGGGAGAUACUUGCUAUAUAAUGGCCAGAGACCUAGUGAUGGAUCCAGCCCAGACAGGCCAGAAAAAAGAGCAACCUCCUACCAAAUGCCCUUAAUUCAGUGUACAUCAGCAGCCCCAAGAAUAGAAGGAACAUUAGAAGAAAACAUUCUAGGAUGGUAUAAUAGUGGCGCAUCAGCAAGCAAUUCCUGUGCAUUUGUGCUAGCCACAAUAGUGGCUAUUUAUACUGUGCCACACUUGGAUCUUCUCAGCUAGAAGAACAAACAUUUUGAAAUUUUUCAGAUCAGGACAAUAUAGAAACUGGGAUUAAUGAGAAUGGCAAAAGGCAUUUUUAAGACAAAAAAGAAUAACUAUUUUCUUGAUGCACUUGAAUGCCUAAUAACUUUUAUUAUUUUCUCAUGCUUUCCUGUAUUUGAAUCAUGAACAGCACUCAUUUCUUUGAGCUUCAUCUAGUCUGAUCUACGGUUUGACAUGACUGCACAAUAGUAAUUGCACUUUAAGACUGCAGUUUCUUUAUUUCAUAUUAAAAACUCUGUUACAACUAAAGAACAUAUUCUGCAACCUUUCUUCCAUCGGCUUUGCUGUUGCAGUCCAUUGAAUUAAAAAAAUAAUUUCUUCACUGACUUUAAAUAUCAGGUAUUAUACUUCUAUUGUGCCAAUACUAGAAAACUGCAUCUUUCUUAAGCUACAAUGUACAUAUGUAUAUACAAAAAAUUCAAACCAUGGAUGUAUCUAAAUAUACUUUUAUAGAUUUUACAUAUUAAAUGCUUAGAAUAAAAAAACUGAAUGACAAAUAUAAAAUCUUCAAAAAUUGAAAAUGUAUAAAGAUUUUUUGUGAAAUUAAAUUCAGUGAUGCAGAAUAACAUGACACAUUUUAUAUUGUUACUCAAUGCAUGAUAAUUUAAUGAUUUUCUGAUUUCCAAUAAUUUGUAAUUAAAAUUAUAAAGUAAAAUGGGGAAGAAAGGAUUACAAGACUUCUCAGUUAACAGCCAAAGUGUUUUUUAAAUAUAUUUUCAUGAGAGAAAUGUUGUCAUAUUCAUUGCACGUACCUUGAAUCUCAUUUUAUUAAAGUGGGAAAUUCAGUUAAACAGGAAUAAGUUCUAAUAAAGUCAUUCUUUACAAGGAAACUUUUAAAACUAAGAUCAUGUAUCAAUUUGUUAAACAACAGAGAUUUAUAAGCAACUUAAGUCAAAUCGCAAAAUUGUGUUGGUUGAGCAAAGUAGAGGCAUUUUAGAUGAAGGGUAAUUCCAUCUUUAUUUGUAUAAUGGGAAAGAUAUAUGCUACAAAUAUGUAUCAUUCUUUUUCUUUAGAAUCACAGCUCCUUAUCAAAUAUGACAAGUCCAGAAAACACAGGCUUCUCCAGAUUGUUUUUUCUACAAGUGUGCAUUUGUGUGUACUGCACUCACAAAUGCCUACAUAGUUGCCAUCUACUAGUAUGCAAGCAAACUGCCACUGUGCAUAGAAACAGUAAUGAAACAGAGCACAUGGGUGAACUAAACCACCAUUAUAUCACAAAAUAUAACAGAUAGCCCUUACACAUCUUAAAGAGUGCAGUAUAUAGAAUACGAUUUAGCCAUUUUAUAACUUCCUUAAUUUUAAAAGUCUAAUUGGAAUUAAAAAUACAAGAAAAAGUUAAAGGGAAGAUUAUCCUUUGAAAUUAAAAACUUUUUGAUAUCCCAUGUUUAAUUGAUUUCUACAAAUUAAAAUUGUAGCUUAUGGUUUAUUCCCUUUUUAAUAAAAUGCAUUACUGAAAGUACUGCAAAGAUCUGAAUAUGAAAUUAAGAAAAUUCUUAGCUAUUUUUUUCCAGGAAUUACAUUAAAGCUGAAUAGCAAUUCUAUUAAGAUUGCUUUUUGUUAGUUAUUUUUGAAUCUUUACAGCAAGCAAUAUAUGUAGAAAAUCAAAAGUACAUUAGUACAUAUUAAUUCUCAAACAUUUCUAAAGAUGAUUUUAAAAUAUCACCUACCUACUUCACUACAACAGUUAUAUUUAAACCCCAUUAUAACUGGUAAGGUAGCAGUUUAGUUUUUAAUUUAACUGAGAAACAGAAGACUUAAUGUGCUUGAACUUCCAGUCAGUACUCUGUACUGUAUUCACUUCCAUGUGCUUCCCACAUACUAUUUGAGAAUUUAUGUGCAUGUUUAUUGACACAAUUCCAGCUCCAAAAUUUCACUUUACAGACUGAGUUAUUGGCAAAACCGUUCCACUUUUAUAUUUAAUAGGGAAGAUCAUGAGGAUAUCACGUCUUUAAACUGAAUCUUGCGUUAAAAAUGUAGUAUAUAAUGCAUUCUAUUGUUUAAUGCUAAUAAAGGGACUGAGCUCUGAAAUUUUCAUCUCCUGGUAUCUGGGUAUGCUACUGAAAUUUACACGAAUGCUGGCUUAAUUUCCUUCCAAUUGUAUGGAAAAGAAACAAAAUACACUAAAACCAAAGGGAAUGGGAAGAUGAAACUAUAAGCUUACAUUAAAAUGAUACAAAAAACAACCCAUAAAUGAGCAUUCACAAGAUGUAUGAAAACUAGAGAUAUUCUUAAAAGCAAAUUAGUAUCAGUUGAAAUAUUCCAGUAAUACACUGGCCACAUAUUCAUUUCCAGAGAGAGAAUUCAUUUAUAUUAAAGGCAUUCAUUUAAAUAAUGAAAACAGCAUGUAAUCAGCUGUAUUUUCUGAUGUUGACUGGAAAAUGGAUUUACAUGUGUGCAAAACUACAUCUACUGUAUUAAAACCAAUACAGUAAUCCUUUGCACUUAAAGGGUGUUGGACUAUGGGAUUAGCCCGCUGCAAUUAAAUGGAUUCAAGCAUGUUUUCACUUUUUGGGAUUAGAUUGUAAACUGUCUUACGUAUGUGCCCAGGAAUUGUAUAACACACUUUUUUCUAAUUUAUCCCUGUUCAUUUUCUAAUUAAAGUGCUUGGAAAAUUGGAGCACAUUAAUUAUGUUAAUACUCUAAAUACAUGAAACUAAUUACUAGGAGAAUAACUAAGUCUUUUAAGUAGAAUAUGUUGUCAACUUCAGCUGUCUCUCAUUUCUUCCUAUCCAGAUGUGUUGAGAUUGAAACUCCCAACAUUCCCUUAGGAA